UUUCAAUUGAUAUUUAAUAGCCAAAAUAUACCCCCUUCAUUCUCAAAGAGGGACAAAGUAUGGAUAAGUUGAAGCCAAGGCCACCAAAUUCAAGUCCUCUUACUCCUCUUACUUUCCUGGAAAGAGCUGCCACUAUCUAUGCCAAUUGCCCUUCUGUUGUUUACAACAAUAAUACUCGUUACACUUGGUCCCAAACCCGCACCCGUUGCCUCAAAAUUGCCUCUUCUAUUGCCUCUCUACUUGGCAUUCAUAGAAAUCAUGUUGUCUCUGUUGUUGCCCCUAAUAUACCUGCCAUGUACGAACUUCAUUUCGCUGUUCCCAUGGCGGGUGCUGUCCUCAACACCAUCAAUCUCCGUCUUGAUGCGCGCAUUAUCUCUGUCCUUCUCCUUCACAGCGGAUCAAAGCUCGUGUUCGUUGAUUGUCAAUCCCAAGUCCUUGUUCUCGAUGCGCUGCCGUUAUUUCCUCCGAAAUCCGACCGUCCGAUUCUUGUUCUCAUUGAAGAUGACGAAUUCCAUACUCCACAAUCUAGUGAUCAAUUUAUCAGCACAUAUGAAGAAUUGGUGGAAAAUGGGGAUUUGGGUUUCAGUUGGGUUCGCCCGAAAAGUGAACUUGAUCCAAUUGUAUUGAAUUAUACUUCUGGUACUACAUCCGCUCCGAAAGGAGUGGUUCAUAGCCAUGGGGGUAUUUUCAUUGCUUCCUUGGAUUGUUUGAUAGAAUGGGCCGUUCCAAAACAGCCGGUUUAUUUAUGGACACUUCCUAUGUUUCAUGCAAACGGCUGGACUUAUCCUUGGGGUUUGGCUGCAGUUGGUGGAACCAAUAUCUGUUUGAGAAAAUUUGACGCAAGAAUCAUUUAUGAAUCAAUCUGUAAACACAACGUUACUCACUUUUGCGCUGCUCCUGUGGUACUCAACAUGUUGUCAAAUUCCCCUGACAGCAAACCAUUGAAGCACGCUGUUUAUAUAUUGACAGCAGGAUCCCCACCCCCUGCUGUUGUCUUGUUUCGAACUGAGUCCCUUGGAUUUGUAGUCCACCAUGGUUAUGGACUGACAGAAACUGGCGGACUAGUGAUUUCCUGCGCAUGGAAAAAUAACUGGAAUAAAUUGCCAGCAACCGAAAGAGCAAGGCUGAAAUCAAGACAAGGGGUAAGGACCACAGGGAUGACGGAAGUGGACGUGGUGAAUCCAGAAUCUGGAGUCAGUGUGAAGCGCGAUGGUUCAACGUUAGGUGAAAUUGUCCUAAAGGGUGCGUGUGUCAUGUUGGGUUACCUUAAAGACCCCGAAGGAACGUCAAAAUGCAUGAAAGAUGAUGGUUGGUUUUACACAGGGGAUGUUGCAGUUAUGCACCCUGAUGGAUACUUAGAAAUUAAGGACAGAUCAAAGGAAGUGAUCAUAAGUGGUGGAGAGAAUAUUAGCAGUGUGGAAGUGGAAUCAGUGUUGUAUACACAUCCAGCGAUUAAUGAAGCAGCAGUGGUAGCACGACCUGAUGAAUUCUGGGGCGAAACACCGUGUGCAUUUGUUAGCUUGAAUGGAAAAGAAAAGGCAAGUGAAAAAGAUAUUAUAGAGUUUUGUAGAUCCAGAUUGCCACAUUAUAUGGUGCCAAAGACUCUGAUAAUUAAAGAAGAGCUUCCAAAGACAUCAACUGGGAAAAUUCAAAAGUUUGUGCUUAGAGAUAUGGCUAAAAGUAUGGGGAAAAGCAGCAUGAAGAUGAGCAGAAUGUAGAGAUUAGUGAACUCGGCCUGAUUGAGUCAGUGCCUAGGUUCAACUUACUUGACAAAAGAAUGCGAAUGUGACAUGCGUAUGGUUGUUAAAUUGUUAGUUAUGACGUGAUGAUUUAAAUAAUUUAUGAUUCCUAAUUUACAUUUUCUUCAACCUUGUCGAUUUUUGUGAGAAUUGAUUCAAAGCUUGUUUAUUUAAGUUACUGCGUAGGAUAAAUUUUACUGUGUUGAAUAAGUCGCUCACUAGAGUUGAAAGAGUCUUGUUAGGUUGCUAUAUUUUUGAUUUAGUUGCUCGUUGUAUGGUGUGUUUACUAGUUUUUAGUCAAGUAGGAGUCUUGCAUAUUUCAGAGUUUGUAAGCUAUAAAAGCAGAGACUUCCAGUUUAUAAAUGUAUGCUCUUCUAAAAGAAAUUUCUUUCA
Capsicum annuum is the source of this 2132-nucleotide messenger RNA. Its product is annotated as 2-methylpropanoate--CoA ligase CCL4-like. The transcript has a single exon. The record is from RefSeq and is a predicted model, not a curated record. Bases 60 to 1718 code for a protein of 552 amino acids. Lineage: Eukaryota; Viridiplantae; Streptophyta; Magnoliopsida; Solanales; Solanaceae.